UGAUGUCCGUCCCCGCCAACAACGACGAGCCCCUUGUGCGAAUCGCGGAGGAUGACUUCGCCAAAGCCGUCUCGCUCCGCGCCAUUCUGGCAGCCUCACUUCCCUCCAUUGUUAACAACGCCGCGCAGCCGAUUGCUGCGGCGUUGCAACUCGGACUCCUCGGGCACAGCGAUUCGGCGGCGCAGCGAGUGGCAGUGUUCUCGGCGGUUGGAGCUGCCGUUACUUUUGUGGCCAACAUAUCCAACUUUGUCAUCGUCGUCACCAUGUCUCGGGUCGGCCAUGCGCUGGGCGCAAAGCGGUGGGCCGCGCUCGGCCGCACGGUGUGGACGGUCCUCGUGUGCGCGCUCGUGAUUGGCUUGCUGAGCGCCCUUGUGCUCUGGCUGGGGCGCAGGCCGCUCCUCAGCGCGCUCUCGCUCUCACGGCCGCCGCUCGACGAACUCGCCGAGUCCUACCUUCCUGUGGCGCUGCUUCGGCUGCCGCCGCUGCUGCUGCUGCGAGCUUCGAGCGCCGUGCUCGUGGGAUACCAGAGAGUGAAAGCCGCGUCGCUGCUCAACUUGGCCCUGGCCUGCGCCGACACGGCCGCCUUCUACCUGCUGCUCCACUCGAGCCUCGUCCUCGCGGGCGGCGGGCUCGUCGCCGUCGGAGCCGCUGUGGCGGCGACGUGCGCGAUCGCCGCCGCCGCAGCUGUCACCGCCGUCCUCCUCCUCCCGCCAGACGCCGCGGUCCGGGUCCUCCCUCGACGCUGCUGCAGGCGGGCGGCGGCUGCGCCAGAGGCGGAGGGCGCCCUGCCGGCCGACGCUCCUGCUGCGCCGUCCGAGUCCUCCCUCCUCUCCCUCGCGCGCGACUCGCUCAACGUGCUCGUCCGGUCGGUGCUCCUCUCGGGCUCCGUGCUCGCGCUGAUGGUCGCCGUCGCGCCGCUCGGCGCCGCCACCGUCGGGGCGCACGCCGUGGUGCUGCAGCUGUGGAUGGUCACUUCGUACGUCGUCGACGGCUUCGCCGACGUGGGGACGAUGGUGGGCUCGCGGCUGCUGGGCGCGGGCGAGGAGCGUCACAUGAGGCGGCUCACCGCGACGCUGCUCCUGCUCGGGCUCGCCACUGGAGGAGUAGCGGCGUGCCUCAUGGCGGCGCUGCACGACCCGCUCGUCGCCGCCUUCACUCGCGACAGCGAGACGCGCGCCAUGCUCCACACGCCGCUGUGGACGCUGCUCUGCGCGCUGCAGCCCGUCAACGCGCUCGUCUUUGUGUACGACGGCCUCAUCUACGCGGUGCGCGCCUUUGGCUUCCUGCGCAACGCGCUCCUGCUCGGCGUCUGCUGCACGUUCGCUCCGGCGCUCGCGCUCGCAAAGUCGCUCUCCCCCUCCUCCCUCCUCGCCAUCUGGGCGGCCAAGGCCGCGCUCAACUGCUGGCGCUGCGGCAGCGCCCUCCUCCUCAUCCACGUCAGGCACUGGCCGCAUUGGGGCGGCGGCCGCGCCCAGGCUAGCGCCCAGGCGGACGGCCCCUCGCGCGAGUGGCUCGCACGCCACCGGCACGGGGCCGCUCCUCGCGCCGCAGCAGCCGCAGCAGCCGCAGGAGGAGCGGCGAUCAUAUGGAGACCUCUUCCGCGAAGCCUCUGGCGAGUCCGAGCCGCAAGGCCGCGAGGCGGGCGGCCAAGGCGGUGGCGCGGGCGGAGAGUAGGGCGGAGGUUUGCUGAAUUGUUUGCGGAGAGUAUAGGGCGGAGGUUUGCUGUAUUGUUUGUGUAGUCACAUACAAGUCGAUGCGUGAAA
Messenger RNA from Emiliania huxleyi CCMP1516, 1763 nucleotides. RefSeq lists its product as hypothetical. Gene Ontology annotation, cellular component: membrane. Gene Ontology annotation, molecular function: antiporter activity; xenobiotic transmembrane transporter activity. The transcript has 8 exons. Gene Ontology annotation, biological process: transmembrane transport. Lineage: Eukaryota; Haptophyta; Isochrysidales; Noelaerhabdaceae. The record is from RefSeq and is a predicted model, not a curated record. The annotation marks the transcript as partial.